GCCAACAGAGGGCAGGCAGCCUCCACACUUUACUACAACUAAAGUCCAAUGUUUUUGUUUGGGCCGAACACAGAGCAGCCUCAGCACAACGUGUAGCUUUGGCUUCACUCAGAAGAUUCAAACUACACAUUAAAUGCCGAGAAGAAACAGCUUCUCAUCUUAAGACCGAGCCAUGUCUUACACCGUGGAGUCGGGGAAUGAGGAGGAGAGAAAGGAGCCAAUCAACAUGAAGAGCGAGAAGGAAGAGGAGGACUCUGAAACCCGAUGGGGUGAGGAACUCAGGCUGGUCCUCAUCGGAAAGACCGGAUCUGGUAAAAGUGCAUCUGGAAACACCAUCCUGGGCAGAAAGCACUUCCUGUCGAAGAUCAGUGCCAGCUCUGUCACCCAGAUCUGCCAGCUUGGGAGCACAGACCUUACUGACGAAGAGGACAUGCAGCAGGACGGUCAAACUGUCACUUGGAGGAGGAUGAGGAGAGUCACGGUGGUUGACAUGCCAGGCUUUGGGGACACCCACCUCAGUGUGGAGCAGAUCCAUGCAGAGGUAGCCAAGUGUGUGUCUCUCUCUGCCCCGGGGCCACAUGCCUUUCUCCUGGUGGUGCCAAUAGGACGAUAUACAGACAAUGAAAACAAGGCUGCCUGCGAGCUGACCAAGAUAUUUGGGGAGGAAGCAGUCUGUCACCACACAGUGGUUCUUUUUACCAGGGGGGAUGACUUGGAGGGCAUAGAGAUUGAAAAGUACCUGAGGGAGACUGCACCUCCGGGGCUGAUGGCUCUGAUUGACAGGUGUGGGGGCAGGUACCAUGUGCUCAACAACAAAGACCCCAGUAACUUGGCGCAGGUUGAAGAACUCUUAAUGAAGGUGGACAAGAUGGUGAAGCAGACGAACAAAGGGUUUUAUACCAAUGCAGUGUUUUUAGAAGCAGAGGCUGCCAUCAAGGAGGAGCAGAAAAGGAUGUUUAGGGAGCGAGGGCAAGCAGAGGGAGAGGAACAAGAGGCAAACAACAUGGGAGAGAAGGCUCAGCUGGCAAAACGAAGGAAGUGUGACUUGGAGUCUGAUAGAGCAGAGGGCACUGAUAGAGUAUCACAAGGACCAAGGAGGAGGGAGUUGGAGAGCAGAGGUGAAGAUGAUUUUAGAGUGGAGAGAUGGACAGAGGAGAGUGUUGUCAGCCCCUUCGGCCUCCUGAGAGACAGAGUUGAACGAUGUAGGGACCGGUUCAGAGGAAGGCGCCGAGGCAGCAGCAGGGCUACGAACAGACGACAGUCUCACAGUUUGUCCUUGAUGAGCAUGAGGAGGGAGGCUGCGCUCUCUGCUAAGGUGCUUGACAGAGUUAAGAUCCUUGUGGCUGCUGGAGCCACGGGCAUGGCCGUGGGAGCAGUGUUUGGGGCAGUGGCCCCUUUAGCAGCUGCAGCCGGGGCAUCUCUCAUGGGGAACUCGGUUGGUUUUGCUGCAGGUCAGUUUGCUGGGAUGUCUGUAGCAGGAAGCACAGGUGUAGGGAAAGCUGUGGGAGCCAUAGUAGCUGCAGCCUCGGGUAAAACUGCGGUGGCUCUGGGGGCAGCCACAGGGGGAGUUCUGGGUGGUUCUGUUGGAGCUGUUGCUGGUGCUGAGGCUGACAGUCUUGGGGAAGGCGCUCUAGAUGCCCUAGUGCAGGUUGGUACCAUAGGUGCCUCUGCUGUGGGUGUGGCAGCAGGUGUAGGAGGCACCAUGGGAGCUGGGGCUGCUCUUGGUGCAGCUCUGGAGGGAGCAGCACUCAGUACAGUGGCCCUCGGUGGAGCUGAGACUACAUCAGUGGGUGUAGCCAAUGCUUCUGUAGCUCAGAGUGCAUUAGCUUCAGCAGCAGGACAGCAUGCAUUGGCCUCUGUAGGAAGUGUAGCUACGGGUACUGGGACUUCUCAGCUUGCUGCAACAGGAGCAGCCUUAGCUCAAGAGAUGGCGGCAAAUAUCCCAGUGGCUCCUGGUGUUGUAUGUGGGCUAACAGGGCCCAGUGUUGCAUCUGUGGCCAGUAGGGUGUCAGACCCCUGGCUGGCAACGUCACGGGUCCUGUCCGCAGUGGCUGAGAUAGGCAAGGCUGCAGCAGGCAUCGCCCUGGCUGGCGGUCUGGUAGUGAAGGUGGUGAAGGAGAAAGUCAGAUGUGGCACAGGAACGGCAGAAGCCAAUUACUCAGAGAAGUCAUCUUAUGAGGUCCACUGGAACAAAUAAAUACAAGCUAAGACCAAUGAGAUCCUGUUCAUAUUUCUGUAGCCUCCUGAUGAAGUGAUAAACUCUACAGUAGCUACCCUCAGUGAGAGAUAUUGCUGUGAAAAUGCAAACGACCUCUAUUAUGCUGACACCAGUCAGAGCAGUGUAAUAUAAAACAAUUUCAUAUGAACAAGUAAGAAUGCAGAAAUUGAGAUUGCAAAUGGUGGUUAGAACUGAGUCUGGUGAAUGAGCUCAGUGACAUUUAUGAUGCUGUGUGGGGUGAAUAAUAAAGACUGACACAGUCCUGUGAUACAUGCUUUAUACCCCUUUUUAUCAAACAGUUUGUUAUCAAUUUUCAUAAGGUUGUGAUUUUAUAAAAAAAUAAAUAAAAAAAUAAAAACAAAGAGAAGGAAAAUUGGCUGCUGAAAGUGUUGGUCAUCACAGUUCAGUUGAAUGAAUUUCAGGAGUAUUCAAUUAAACUUUUUUUCUUUUGCCCUUUCUAAAGAAGAAUUACCCAACUACAGAAGAGACAACAAGAAAUGCUCUUAAGCACUGUAUAGCAUCUGCAGGGUGGGGUUAAUGUGUUAAUGUAAUUGAUUACAGGCAUGAGGUUUAGAAAGGAACAAAUGUAGGCUACUGCACUUAAAAUCCCCAAGUAUUUUUACUCACAAAUGGCACUCAGUGGUUGCAUUGCAGUAUUUAAUGUUUCCCACUCUGUAUCGUGUAAACUAGACAAAGGUUUUUCAGUUAUGCACUGUAUUAACACUGGUUCUGACUAACCAGUACCACCUGCUUUUAACUGCAGUGAAUGUGUCAUAGUUACACUGAUGUGUUCUUUACUUUGUUGCUGUGAAAUAAACAGUACUCCUUCAUGAA
This is a messenger RNA of Acanthopagrus latus (yellowfin seabream), 3052 nucleotides long. RefSeq lists its product as uncharacterized. Gene Ontology annotation, molecular function: GTP binding. The record is from RefSeq and is a predicted model, not a curated record. NCBI's taxonomy places the organism in Eukaryota, Metazoa, Chordata, Actinopteri, Spariformes, Sparidae. The transcript has 2 exons. The coding region runs from base 173 to 2197 and encodes 674 amino acids.